CACCGCUUUAAAUAUUUGAUUUUAAAAAAAAAACUCACAUAGAUCUAAUUAAAAAUGAUAAAUCACAUUUUGAAAGAAGAUUUCUUCCUAUUAAAAAGCACAAAUAAAGCGUGAUUGCUCCAUCAUCUCCCGACCAUCCCAAUUCCACAUGUGAGUAGUGGUGUUGGUGUGAGUCGUGGAGUAGAUGUCUAAAUGGGGAAAGUAAUUAUCCAAUCGUAGAAGGCGCGGCAAUUGAUUAAGACAUUGCUUUUUUGUAUACAUCGAAAAGCCCUACACAAAGCUUUCAUCUUUUUGUCUUUGCUUCAACACUCACCAUAGACACAGCUGACGGCCGAAUAGCUCUCUCUUCUUGCUUGCAGAAACAAUGGUCCCCAAUACCAAAUCCCGCUUAGUAGACCAGCCUCCUUCUGCAUCGUCCUCUGAAGAACAAGAACUGGUGGAGGAAUCCCAGGAAGAAGAAGAACAACAAUCGGGGGAGGAAGAAGGAGAAGAAAAUGAAGAACCCAAGACAGCUCAUCCAGUUGUAAAGAGAUCCCUCACUCAGAAACUCCAAUUUUCUUCUGAGUCCGGCAGCGAGAAUGGGUCAGGAUCCGAAUCGGAAGCCGAAUCGGGCCAUUCCCUGCCUUCCCCUUCUGCAUCGGACUUCACUGUCAAGCCCAGUGUUCCUGCUAAAGCUGCUGCCCCAUCGAAAUCAGUAGCAAAGAGGCCGCAAGAGGCCCAGAAAGAAAAAGGGAGGAAGAAGCCCAAGAUUGUAGAAGAAGAGGAGAAAAAAUCAGCUGCUACUCCUCGCUUUCUUUGGAGCGAUGACGACCAGCUUGCUCUGCUCAAAGGGAUUGCUGAAUACAAGGCGGUAGAAGGAAUGGAACCUAAAGCCGAUAUGUCUGCGUUUCAUGAAUUCAUCAGAGGGAAGUUGCAGGUUGAAGUUUCAAAGAGUCAACUCAGUGAAAAGCUAAAGAGGUUAAAGAAGAAAUUUUUGACUAAUGUGAAAGGUGGCGAGGAGCCAGUUUUCAUGAAGGGUCAGGAUUCUUUAGUUUUUCAGCAUUCAAAGAGGAUUUGGGGUGCCCCUGGAACUAGUAAUGGAGUUAAGGAGAUUGUUACCAAUAGCACUAAUGACAAAGCUAAAAAGGCUGUUGAGGUUAAGAUGAGUUCUGAACCUAAGAAAAGUGCUAAAGUUAGCAAACCCAAGGAUGAUGAGAAUCAUAAGGAAGCUGUAAAAGAGGUGGUUAAGGAGGAUAUAGUUAAGGGUGAUCAACAGGAUUUCCAGUCCGAAUAUCCACGAUUGGCUGCAUCAUUUGAAAGUAUGGCUGGCAUGUCUACAAUGUAUCCAAAUGGUACUAGUUUUUUGAAGGAGAACAUGAGUUUGAUUGCUACUGACAAGGCUAAAGUGUUGGAGGAGAAGUGGAAGAAACUGGAGGAUGACGAAGCUGCCUUGAUGGUGAAGCGCUUAGAUUUGAUUGCGGAGCAUUACGGAUUGGUGGUUGAUGCAAUGAGAGGUUCUUCUCUAAAUGUCAAGAGUGCAUCUGCUGUAAAUGAUGCUGAUCCUCAUAAAUCUUCCGAAGCAGACGCGGAACUGUCAAAACCUGAGAUGAAUGCAAAUGCUCAUGCACCAUUACCUCAUCCUCCAGGAAAGUCUGCACCUCCACUUCCUGGUCCUCCACCAUCUCUUCCUCCUAAACCACCUACUCCUAGCCCACCUCCACCUCCAAAAGUUCGCCCUCUUAAUCCACCAAAACCUGGUAAUUUUCCAAAGUCUUUACCUCUUCGAGCACAUCAGAGAGGAUGUUCUUCUGAGACCAGGGGAAGUGACUCAUUGGAUCUGAUGCUCCUAAAACAAAAUUAACACCAUUUUUUUGGGACCAGGUUCUUGCUAACCCUGACCACUCUAUUGUUUGGCAUGAAAUAAAAGCCGGCUCAUUCCAGUUUAAUGGGGAGAUGAUGGAUUCUUUUUUUGGAUACAUACCAGGAGACCAAGAGAAAGAUGAUUGAAAGCUACCUUAUCCUUUAAUCAAACCUCACAGUACAUUCAGAUUAUUGAUCCUAGGAAAUCACAAAAUCUAGCAAUUCUCCUCAAAGCCUUAAAUGUGGCAACAAAAGAAGUUUAUGAUGCUCUCAAGUAGGGGUGGCAAAUGGGUGGAUUGGAUCGGAUUUGGAUGGAUUGACUUAAAAUGGAUUGAUCACAAUCCACCCAUAUAAAAUAUGGGUAAAUAUGGAUUUGGUCAAAUAUGGUUUGGGCAAAAUGGUUGUAACCCACUUUAAUCUCUUAAAGCCAAAAAAUAUUAAAUCAAAGCUAAAUUGUCAAAGAGUCAACUCCGUGACAAGGUAAGGAGGUUAAAGAAGAAAUUUUUGACUAAUGUGAAAGAUGAUGAGGAACCAGUUUUCAUGAAGGGUCAGGAUUUUGUUGUUUUUGAGCAUUCAAAGAGGAUUUGGGGUGCCCCUGGAACUAGUAAUGGAGUUAAGGAGAUUGUUAGCAAUAGCACUAAUGGCAAAGCUAAAAAUACUGUUGAGGUUAAGAAUAGUUCUGAACCUAAGAAAAGUGCUAAAGUCAGCAAACCCAAGGAUGUUUGAAACAUAAGGAAGAAGAGAAACAGGUUGCUGUAACAGAGGUGGUUAAGGUGGAAAUAGUUAAGGGUGAUCGACAGGAUUUCCAGUCCGAAUAUCCACAUUUGGCUGCUUCAUUUGAAAGUAUGGCUGGCAUGUCUACAAUGUAUCCGAAUGGAAAAAGUUUUUUGAAGGAGAAGAUGAGUUUGAUUGCUACUGACAAGGCUAAAGUGUUGGAGGA
Molecule: messenger RNA, 2779 nt
Organism: Solanum tuberosum (potato)
Lineage: Eukaryota; Viridiplantae; Streptophyta; Magnoliopsida; Solanales; Solanaceae
Product: neurofilament heavy polypeptide-like
Exons: 3
Coding region: 365-1840 (491 amino acids)
Biological process (GO): regulation of DNA-templated transcription
Cellular component (GO): nucleus
Source: RefSeq, a predicted model, not a curated record